Molecule: messenger RNA, 633 nt
Organism: Lycium ferocissimum
Lineage: Eukaryota; Viridiplantae; Streptophyta; Magnoliopsida; Solanales; Solanaceae
Exons: 1
Coding region: 1-633 (210 amino acids)
Source: RefSeq, a predicted model, not a curated record
AUGACAGUUGAUUCAGUUACAAGCAAUAUUGAAAAUUUGAGGUUGUCGAAAUAUAAUUUCAAUAUUGACUUAGCUGAGUUGGUGGCGGCUAUAAGUAAAAUUGAAAGUACGAAACGGCCCAAAUCGAUGCGAUCAAAUCCCAGUCAGAGAGAUUUGAGCUUAUUUUGCGAUUAUCAUGGAACUUAUAUGCACCGGACCACCGAUUGUCGACACCUCAGGGAUGAGGUUGCACGACUUUUGAAAGAUGAUCAUUUAAGAGAAUUCUUGACUGGUCAGGCCAAGGAUAACUAUGGAAGAAAUAGAGAUCCGAUCAAGCAAGAGGUUCAGGUUGAGCCGUGUCAUAUGAUUAACAUGAUAAUUGAUGAACCCAUGAACACUGAGCCGCCUCUCCCUAUCAAAAGGGAUGAGUUGUCAGGGGCGUACCACCAAAGAACCCAGAGUCUUGAGCAGAAUUAUGUAUUGCCAGUUGCUGAUAAGAAAGCAAAUGAGACCUCACCUCGCUCCGAUGCUCUGGUCAUUUCUGCUAUGAUUAAUCAUCAUAGGAUUACAGAUGUUGUGGUCGAUCCAAGAAUUUCAGCCAACGUCAUUCAGAGGGGGGGGGGGGGUCAUCGAACAGUUGUCAAUGAUGGGUGA